Paraglomus brasilianum is the source of this 855-nucleotide messenger RNA. The record is from the annotation of a GenBank genome assembly. Lineage: Eukaryota; Fungi; Glomeromycota; Glomeromycetes; Paraglomerales; Paraglomeraceae.
AUGUCAGCUGCAAACAAAGUACCUGGCAGACUAUAUCAAUUCAAGCUUGUUUUACUAGGUAUGAACGAGAUAUUCGAACACUUUCUCAGGAGUGAUCAGUCGUUCUCGGGCGGAUUUUUUAGUUAUUUGAGCGAUCUCUUCGAGCUUUUAUUCUGUGUUGUGUGUUUUCACCCGAGUCCAUUUUCUGUUGCUUAUCGAUUCUUGUCUGUUUUGACAACAAACAAGGCGAGUCGGCUGUCGGCAAAUCAAGAUCAGUUUGAUGACUAUAAAGAGAGUACUAUUGGAGGUAAGGAUCUUUAUACCGAGUCAGGAGAUACUGCGCAUUCGUUUUUCACGCAGGAAAAUGGUUUCGUUUCUGUAGCUGCUUUUCUUACACAGACAAUUAGUCUCGAUGAUAAUACUACCGUUAAGUUUGAGAUCUGGGAUACGGCGGGACAAGAACGCUACAAGAGUUUGGCGCCAAUGUAUUACAGGAAUGCAAAUUGUGCUGUUGUAGUUUAUGAUAUAACUCAGGCGUCGUCUCUGGACAAAGCCAAGGCUUGGGUAAAAGAACUACAAAGACAAGCAGACCCAAGUAUCGUCAUUGCACUUGCUGGUAAUAAAUGCGACCUCGCCGCACGUAGGGCGAUCGAGACCGAGGAAGCAAAAGCUUAUGCAGUUGAUACAGAUCUCCUUUUCUUUGAAACAUCGGCCAAGACAUCAAUCAACGUAAAUGAGCUCUUCACGGAAAUAGCAAAAAAGAUGCCACUUGAGCAGUUAGCAGCAGCCAACUCGCGUCAACGGAAUGGAUUGAACGGCAGAGGAGGAGUAGACCUGUCGCAGGCGUCGCCGAAUGCCGGCAACUGUGGAUGCUAA